Diospyros lotus (date-plum) is the source of this 1413-nucleotide messenger RNA. RefSeq lists its product as uncharacterized. Gene Ontology annotation, molecular function: protein dimerization activity. The record is from RefSeq and is a predicted model, not a curated record. NCBI's taxonomy places the organism in Eukaryota, Viridiplantae, Streptophyta, Magnoliopsida, Ericales, Ebenaceae. The transcript is spliced from 4 exons. The coding region runs from base 1 to 1356 and encodes 451 amino acids.
AUGGGUGAUGGAUGGACAGAUACUAGGCAAAGGUCGUUGAUUAACUUUUUGGUGUAUUGUUCAAAGGGCCUAUCAUUCAUCAAGUCUGUUGAUGCCUCAAAUUUCAUAAUGGAUGCUGAAACAUUAUGUAAUCUUUUUGCAGAGAUUGUUGAGUUUGUUGGUCCAAAUAAUGUGGUUCAUAUGAUGACAGACAAUGGUGCUAAUUAUAAAAUUGCUGGGAGGAAACUUUCAGAGAGAUGUCCUACUAUUCGAUGGUCUCCAUGUACUUCUCAUUGUAUCAAUUUGAUUAUGAAAGAUAUGUCAGAGAUGAAUGAUGUGAAAAAUGUUGCUACUUUAGCUUCAAAGGUCACUGUUUUCAUCUACAAUCACAAAUGGACCUUGAAUUGGUUAAGGAUGAGGCCUAGUUGGAAAGAGAUAGUUCGUCCAGGAGCUACUCGUUUUGCCACAACAUUUAUUGUAUUGAAGAGUUUAUAUGAUCACAAAGAUCACCUGCAAGCUUUGGUGGUAAGUGAUGGCUAUAAAAAAUUUCUUAAGAUGCCAAAAGGUAGAAAAGUUAAGCAAAUUGUUUUAUAUGAAAGAUUUUGGAACAAUAGCUUAAUCUUUGUCAGAAUAAUGACACCUUUGAUACGCCUUUUGCGCAUUUGUGAUUCUGAUGAAAAACCAUCAUUAGGGUAUGUUUAUGAUGAAAUGUAUAGGGCUCCAUAUUGGUUCAAUCCAGUUUUUCAAUAUGAUCAAGAAAAUUCUUGCAAAAAGCCAGAAAUUAUGAGAUUAGUUUUGGAUGUAAUUGACAAGCAAAAACUUUACAAGAAGCAAAAACUAGUUGAUGAUAUUCCAUUUUUUCGAGAUAAAGAGCAAGGUUUUUCACGAGAUUUGGCUAUUACAAGUUGCAGGACUAUUAGACCCGAUGAUUGGUGGAAGAUAUUUGGUUAUAAUGCGCUAACUUUGCAAAAGUUGGCAAUAAGAAUUCUUAGUCAAACAUCUUCUUCGUCUGGAUGUGAACGCAAUUGGAGUGUGUUUGAGCGUACACAUACUAAAAAGAGAAAUAGAUUAGAACAUCAAAGACUCAAUGACUUGGUAUAUGUUCAUUACAAUUUGCGUUUGCAAAAUAGGUCUAAAGUUGACAAAAGAUGUUAUGACCUUGUUGAUUAUGAAUCAAUCGAUAAAACUGAGUUUUGGAUAUUAGAAGAAGAGGAAGAAGGUAAACUUGACAUUGAUGAGCUAGAGGGUAUGAUUGAAGAACAUCCAAAAAAUGAUGAAGACAAUGAAGAUGCUGAAUUUAUGGUACUUGAUGAAGACAAUGAAGAUGGCAAAAGUGGUGCUUCAUUAGAGGAAGAUGAAAAUAAUGAAGAAGAUUGAUUGCAAUAUCCAUUAUGAGUUUGAAAUUGUGUUUGUUAGAGAUAAUUUGAAAUUGAG